Molecule: messenger RNA, 355 nt
Organism: Parathielavia appendiculata
Lineage: Eukaryota; Fungi; Ascomycota; Sordariomycetes; Sordariales; Chaetomiaceae
Exons: 2
Source: RefSeq, a predicted model, not a curated record
AUUGGUUCCGCAACAAAUUCUCGGCUUCGGGGCGCUUUCCCUGAGCAACGUUGAUGGUGCCGCACUGGCCAAGAAACUUGUUCUAAUCCGGCGUCAGGUCCAUGAGGUCACCGUCCAAGUCCGGUCCUUCUCCCUCGACAUUCAUCAAGAAGUACUCAUCAUCAUCGCCAACUUGGUCGUCCACCACAUCCUCCAUCACAAUGUCUUCGUCGGCGACUUCCCACAUAUCGAGCAUGUUGGCGUCUUCACCGCCCGACAAGUCCACAUCCAUGAGAUCGACGUCGACAUCGACGAGCGGGGGAGGCGGAGCAGGCGCUUGAACGUCAACCGUGUCUACGUCCAUCCGGCGGAUUAG